AGGCUGAGGCUUGAGGAUCAAUAGAGAGGGAGGCUAGAACUGUCCUUUGGGGGAAAAAAGAAAGAGAAAAAGAGAAAAACGCCGAGACGCUGCUAACAAGACUAAAUACAGUUAGGCUCGAUAUUAACGUUGUAAGAGUUUAAACAUUUUUCGCAGCCGCCGUUAGCGACAAUGAACGGACAGAUGAAUGGUUUCCAUAACUCCCUCAUUGACGAGGACUGCUUCUUGUUCACCUCGGAGUCGGUCGGAGAAGGACACCCCGACAAGAUCUGCGAUCAGAUCAGUGAUGCAGUUCUAGACGCCCAUCUCAAGCAAGACCCUGAUGCCAAAGUUGCAUGUGAGACUGUUGCCAAGACUGGGAUGAUCCUGUUGGCCGGCGAGGUGACUUCACGGGCCACAGUUGACUACCAGAAAGUUGUUCGUGACACCAUCCGCCAAAUUGGAUACGACGACUCCUGCAAAGGAUUCGACUAUAAGACCUGCAAUGUUCUUGUGGCCUUGGAGCAGCAGUCUCCUGACAUCGCUCAGGGUGUUCACAUUGAUCGCAAUGAGGAGGAUAUUGGAGCAGGGGACCAGGGGCUGAUGUUUGGAUAUGCCACUGAUGAGACUGAGGAGAGUAUGCCCCUCACUAUUGUCCUUGCCCAUAAGCUGAACGCUAAGAUGGCCGAGUUGCGUCGCAAUGGCACCCUUCCAUGGCUCCGGCCAGACUCUAAGACACAGGUUACUGUCCAAUACCGCCAGGACCGUGGCGCCAUGCUUCCAGUUCGCGUGCACACAAUUGUUGUCUCUGUUCAGCACGAUGAGGAUGUCUGCCUGGAGGAGAUGAGAGAUGCCCUGAAGGAGAAAGUCAUCAAGGCUGUCGUUCCCUGCAUCUAUUUGGAUGAUGACACCAUCUACCAUCUGCAGCCCAGUGGGCGAUUUGUUAUCGGAGGCCCACAGGGUGAUGCUGGACUGACAGGGCGUAAAAUCAUUGUUGACACUUACGGAGGCUGGGGAGCCCACGGCGGUGGUGCCUUCUCUGGGAAGGAUUACACAAAGGUGGACCGCUCUGCUGCUUACGCCGCACGCUGGGUGGCCAAGUCUCUGGUGAAGGCUGAGCUCUGCAGGAGAGUGUUGGUCCAGGUGUCCUAUGCUAUUGGAGUUGCCCACCCCCUCUCCAUUUCUAUCUUCCACUACGGGACCUCCAACAAGAGUGAGAGAGAGCUGCUUGACAUUGUGAAGAGGAACUUUGAUCUCCGUCCUGGAGUUAUUGUCAGGGAGCUGGAUCUGAAGAAGCCCUUGUAUCAGAGGACUGCAGCCUAUGGCCACUUUGGCCGAGACUCCUUCCCAUGGGAGGUGCCCAAAAAACUCAAAUACUAAACUUGUUAAGCUUUUCCCCCCAGGCUUGUUGGUGUAUACUACAGAGAAGCCUCCAAGGUUCCGGGGGUGAAAUGCGCUUAUCUCUUUCAUAAUGGUAUCAUUUAACACAUGACUCCCCUCCUCACUCCACCUCCCUCCUUUGUCUUGUUACUGUUCUCUGCUGGUUGCAGUAUCAUACUGGGUCCUAAGCGGCAUGCCUCAGAAACUUGAUGUUUAAAGAAUUGGAUGGGUUCCAUGAACUCAUGCACCAUUGGUACUAAAUGUUCUCCCACGUCUUGAGGUCCCCCUGCUUCUUGUUGUGAUAGACCCUAAUUAGCAGCCUUCAGUUUGAAUCCUUUUGGCAUUCCACACACUCGUCAAUAUCGUCAGUCUUAUAUUCAGUGUCAUGGCGGUAGCAUAUUAGUCUAUAUGCGAUACCCCUCUUAAUUUACUGGUGCUACUGAUGUUAGGAGUCUGUGCAACAUCUACAAAUUUUUAGUCAAUUUAGAAGCAUAAUUUGAUAGUUUUGAGGGUCCGGUUCUGGCACCUUUUGCAAACAAGUUAAGCUUCUUUCUAAACAUUCCUCCUUUGUCAAUCUGGUACCAUUAUUCCCUAACCCAGUGUUCUUUAUUGUUUUUGUUAGCUUUAUCCCCUCGUCUUAAUGGAGGAUGCUAGAAUGGCACAAUUAAAAUUCAAGGGUUGUUGCUGUGUUAAAAAAAAAAUGCUAUGCAUUGCAGGCUAAGGGGCGAGCCAAAUCCUAAUUAUUCCAACUCUCAAAUGAGCCUAAAGCCUCAGAUGCCUCUACAGACCUUUGCUGUUUUCUGACGUAAUACAGAAAAGUCAGAAGCUGCUAUGUCACUGCUCUGGUCUGCAGAGGUAUUGGUUAUACUUGAUAACGAUUGAAAAAUUGGAUUAUUUAUUCAUUGAAAUUCAAUUUUAAAUGAGCCCUUUUUAAUAAAAAAAAGUAGUUCACUUGCUUUUUUUAUGGUUUUGAUGUGACUAAAGGCCCUUUUACUCCUUAAGUAUAUUGAUGGCAGGUGUAGCUACAGAGAAACCUGUUUACCAUCUUUAUCCUUAGUGGAGUAUGUUCUUUGCCACUGAGUCUUUUUGGCUGAUACUCAAACCUCAACACUAUUUAUUUGUUCUCUGAAACGCGGCGUGGAUACAGAGAAGCCGUGGUUUCAGAAGGCAGCUUUAAACACACUUGGUUAUUGAAUCUCUAAUUCCUUUUUUAAUCUUGCUCAUUUUUCAGUGUUUAGCUUGAGACUCCAGAGUGUUGUACAGAAAAGCUUUGGUCUGCCUCAGCUGGCUACUGUUAAUGGCAAUUUUACGACCUAUUUUUAUUUGUGGACUGUAUCUUAUUUUUAGGUGGGUUAGUUUUUAAAUCCCAUUUAAAAUGUCUGGUGCAAUUCUUUGGCUCUCCUAUCCUCAUUAGUGGAAUGGCAACAUUUGGUUGGUGUAGUACAGAGAAACCAGCCUUGUUUACAUGGCCGUCCCUUGUGUGGGAUAAGAGUUUCAAGUUUUGGUUUUGUUCCCAUUUACCGCUCGGAGGUCAUCCAGUUGACUACAGUAAGUGUAAGAGUGCCUUUUCUAUUUCCUCUACUCCCCAUUUGCUUUUCUACCCUCGUACAAACAUGCGUUCAAACUUCCAGAGGAACAAGUAGCUCAUACUGUAUUAUGCUUCAUGUCUAGUCUGGGUAGUUUCCUUAUGCUCUGUAAUAAACAACUACUCCUUUCAAA
Dicentrarchus labrax (European seabass) is the source of this 3078-nucleotide messenger RNA. RefSeq names its product methionine adenosyltransferase II, alpha b (gene mat2ab). The coding region runs from base 172 to 1359 and encodes 395 amino acids. The transcript is spliced from 9 exons. Gene Ontology annotation, molecular function: methionine adenosyltransferase activity; ATP binding. Gene Ontology annotation, biological process: S-adenosylmethionine biosynthetic process. The record is from RefSeq and is a predicted model, not a curated record. Gene Ontology annotation, cellular component: methionine adenosyltransferase complex; cytosol. NCBI's taxonomy places the organism in Eukaryota, Metazoa, Chordata, Actinopteri, Moronidae.